AUGGAGAGGUAUGAGAUAAUAAGGGAAGUUGGUCGUGGAGCAUUCGGAACUGUCUGGCGAGCAAAAAAUAAGCAGACUGGUGAAACUGUUGCAGUUAAAAUACUGAAGAAAAUAUACGAUUCAUGGGAGGAGUGCCUGGGUCUGCGAGAAGUUAAGUCAUUGCAGAAAAUGAAUCAUCCAAACAUUGUGAAGCUCAAGGAACUGAUCCAUGAAAAUGAUAUUCUGUUCUUUGUGUUUGAGUACAUGGAGUUCAACCUGUUCCAACUUAUGAAAGACAAGGUUAAGCCUUUCCCUGAAUCUCAAGUGAGGAGCUGGUGUUUAGAAGUUUUUCAAGGUCUUGCUUAUAUGCACCAGCGCGGAUAUUUUCAUCGCGACCUAAAGCCGGAGAACUUGUUGGUGACCAAAGACUUCAAAAUCAAGAUUGCGGAUCUUGGUCUUGCUCGGGAAAUCGAUUCAAAACCACCCUAUACGGAAUAUGUGUCAACGCGCUGGUACCGAGCUCCUGAACUGUUGCUCCAGUCAGGUUUGUAUGGCUCUAAAGUGGAUAUGUGGGCAAUUGGUGCAAUCAUGGCCGAGUUGCUUAGUCUCCGCCCUCUGUUUCCCGGAAUUAGCGAAGCAGAUGAGAUGUACAAAAUUUGCAGUGUACUUGGGACUCCAACCGAGGAUUCAUGGGCCGAUGGGCUUUGUCUUGCAAGAAACAUCAACUACCAGUUUCCACAGUUUUCUGGUGUUCAUCUCUCUUCACUAAUUCCAUCAGCAAGUGAAGAUGCUAUUAGCCUCAUUAGUUCACUUUGUUCUUGGGACCCUUCCAAAAGACCAACAGCUGAAGAGGCCCUUCGCCAUCCUUUCUUCCAGAGCUGUUACUAUGUUCCUCCACAUCUUCGUUGUCACAAAACAACUACUGCUGGAUUAACAAGGGGAGCUUCAGAGCAGGAAAAAUAUCAGCCCCCUGGAAAGAGAGUCAAUCCUACUCUUACCUCAGUGAACAAGGUAAGGAACGUUACACGCGGUACUGUGGGGAACCCGCUGCAUAGGCAGCCCCCCAUGAAAGCUGGAGUUAAAUGGGCUGGCGAGCCGAGAGAAUCGACCUUCACAUUGUCAAAAACUAAAAGCAUAAGUAGUUUCUAA
Molecule: messenger RNA, 1128 nt
Organism: Argentina anserina (silverweed cinquefoil)
Lineage: Eukaryota; Viridiplantae; Streptophyta; Magnoliopsida; Rosales; Rosaceae
Product: cyclin-dependent kinase F-4-like
Exons: 1
Coding region: 1-1128 (375 amino acids)
Biological process (GO): intracellular signal transduction; protein phosphorylation
Cellular component (GO): nucleus; cytoplasm
Molecular function (GO): ATP binding; protein serine/threonine kinase activity
Source: RefSeq, a predicted model, not a curated record